ACAUUAAAAGAUCAAGAUGCAGGAUAAAAAGUCUCGGAAGAAGUAAAACAAAACGAAACUUCUUGAAACUCGCAGGUGAAAGAGUUAGCAAAGGCGGUGGAGGUGAUGGUAGUGUCUGAUAUAGUGGUGGUUACAGUGGUAGACUGGCGGGUAGGGGGGAGAGAAAGAGGGAGAGAGAGAGAGAGAGAGAGAGAAAGCGGUAGUGGUGGUGGUUUAAAUGAUGGUGGUGGUGGGAGACAAGGGUAGUGGUUGUGGCGCGCCAGCGAUUAAUGUAAAUAAAAGAAUCAUAAACAAACAAGGGGGUAGGUGGUGAUGAUAUGAGGGUGGGCAAAUAUAUGAAGGUAGAAGAUGAAGGGGGAAGGAUGAUAGGGGAACAAGAAGAGGAAUUAAGCUUAAAAAAAAUAAAAAAUAAAAAAUAUAAAAGAGGUGGGCCUGGCAGUAUUGAGCUGGAACCCGCAUAAUGACAGAUCGCGGAUGAAAGCGACUCAUUGGACAAUUCCCAUAACUGAGAACAAUUUCCUCGUGCUAUAUAUAAAAGCCGAGGCAGCGGGUCCCUUCAAAAUACCCUGAUUUAAGCAGAUAAACCCCUAUCAAGGUGCGAAAGACGGGGAAGAGAAGAAGGGGUACAAGAAAAGAGAUCAUCUCUGUGCAGACGCAAGACGUAAACAGCUAGGUUUUAGCUUGUCAAAAAAAAGUUUCAGCAAGACCCAUCAAGCGUUCAGCCAGCAUCCUAGUCAUCAUACCUCCAUAAUAUAUACACUCACAUACACACACCCAUAUGUGAUAUCUUCGUAUAUAUAUAAAUAUAUAUUUAUAUAUGCAGGUAUAUAUGCGUAUGUAUACUAUUGAUGUAGCUAAAACGGGAUCAAAUUAAGAAGCAAAAGAACCAGGCACAAAAUAACUAUAUUUUAAAGAAGGACUCACUUGAAUGGAGCAGCAGUGACAAUGACACUGACAGAGAGUUCCAAAUAUUCUGUUGGUAGCCAGCCUCCAUUAGGACCUGUUGCACCCUUAUCCGUAAGCCAUACUAAUAGCAGCAAGGAAACAUCACACCACUGGGAUGUUAAUGACUCAAUGUUGCCUAUGGUUGCUCAAUUCGAUGUUUUUGAAGAAUGGCCGAACGGUCACAGCCGGUUUGUUUACGGAACAGAGCUAGAAGAAGCUAGACGACAUGCCAGCGGUUGGGCAAUGCGCAAUACUAACAAUCAUAAUGUUCAUAUUUUGAAAAAGUCCUGUCUCGGCGUUCUCGUGUGCAGUCUCGACUGUUCACUUAAUGAUACAGGAAAUAAAGUACAUUUACGUCCUGCUAUAUGUGAUAAAGCCAGGAGGAAGCAAAUUGGUAAACCUUGUCCAAAUUCUAAAUGUGGCGGCCAUCUUGAAUUAUUAUCAUGUCGAGGUCAUUGCGGUUAUCCAGUGACACAUUUCUGGAGACAUCUCAAUAGCGCCAUCUAUUUCCAAGCAAAAGGCGUCCAUGAUCACCCUAGACCGGAAAUAAAAUCGUCAGCCGAAGCCCGCCGCCAACAACAAAACUGUAAACAGCAAAAACGGCUUCAGGCUCGUGGUUAUCGUGGUAAAAGACGGGGACGUCAAACCAGCGCAGAAAGACCGACCAAGAGACAUAAAGUUUCACAAACUAAUUCUGUGUUGUGUUCCUGUCCACCAUUCGAAUGCACGUGUUCUCAGCGUACAAGCAGUGCAAAUAGCGUUCCAUCCGGACCUUUUCCAGCUUGGAUGUCUGGAACUGUGGAUAACAAUGAUAGUUAUAUCCAGAACUCAUUCUUGCCAUCAAACCCAGAAGCUAUGCCUUCAUAUCAUCAAAACAAUAUGGUUAAUGACUGUCGUAUUUCGCCAACAAAUAGACCGGAUAUCAGUGAAACAAAGCAACUUCCAACUGUGUACCCUAUGCAACCUCGCCUUAAACUUGGUCAGUCUCCGAUCAGGUCACCGCUGACUUCAUUAAGUCGAAGUGUUGGACACACGAAUAUAAACCGCACAUUCGAACUAGAGUCAUGUGACAAGAUACCAGUUGAAGAGUGGACUAUUACAAAACGACGUUCACAGUGUGAAUAUGAAAGCCAUUUUGACAGAAGUGUUUAUACACCAGGUAAACAACAGGAUUCGAUGUUUUACCGCAACAGACAAGUUACCUACAGUACAAUAUAUUCUGGUUUGCCUAGUCUUCCCUAUGAAACAUACAACACACCACAGCAACAUCGAGCCCCUUCAGAUAACUUCAAUUUGAAUGGAAGUUGGUCAAACCGCCAUCCACGUAAUAGUCCAAACCCCGAGUUUGGAUGGGAACAUGGAAGUGGUAAUAUAUCUUGUGGAAAACCGGCUGAAAAUAGAGACUACCCGUCCAGACAAGGGUCUUAUAGAGAGUCUGCUUCAUGGCUUCCUGAGCAUGAAACUAGACCUUCUCAGAUGCCCUCAGCAACCCGAGGCAUGGCCGACAUGUGUUGCUCUUACCCACCUAAACAUAGUUCUUUAAGGGAGCCAAUCAAAAUGGACCUGCAUGAUGAUGUAAAACCUUGUCCAACUAUUUUAGACAGUUAUCCCCCGAAAACAAGACUUUCCAGCGUACCAGAUCGUUCUUCUGCUUCGAUAUCUCCAUGUUUUCUCGAACUGAAAUCCACUUCAAACUUCUCCAAAAGUCUUACAGACACCGAUCCAAACCUGACCGGCGAAGCUGACAAACAUGACAAUCGAAAAUCAGAUUACCACUGGCUUCGCUUUCAGGAACCUAUUACACCCGCACCAUCGUCGUUUGAUAGAGAUUCUUUGACAUUCGACCCCUUACACCCCAGCAACUCAAGUAAAGGUCCUCGCACCGAAAUGCAGAUCCCCUGCAUGCAAAAUUGUGAUUAUGACGGGAAUUUAAUUCCUGUCUAUGGUGACCAAUCAGCGUCUUCAACAGCCAACGGUUGUAAUUCUAUGAAACAAAAUUUGUGUAACCACAGCAUUAAUAUAACCCUUACGUACAGUUAGAGACACAUAAGAGGGUAUUAUAUGGUGUUAAUAAUCCUCAUAUUUGCAUAUGCUUAUGGACGUUGAAAAAAAUUAUUAUUUCCUUUAAAAGGAAAAGAUAAUAUAUAUUUAUUUUUCAAAUUUAGAUUUGAAUAUAUUUUACUAUAAAUUAUCCGAGAAUAACGUCAUAACUUAGGAAGUAAUUUCCUGUCGAGCAAGCAAACCGGUUUCAUUUCCUGGUUGAAGUCUGUUCACGCCGCUUACAACACUAUCAUUGAAAACAAUACUAACGUCGUACACAUUCAUUUAUUUCUGCUUUCAUGUCGAUACGAUCAGUGAAGAGCAGGUUGAGUCACAAAAGCACCGGACUAAAGAUUUUAUAGUAUUUACUUUCGCUUCCAAUAUUUUUUUAGCUGAAAUUCUGUCGUGGACUCUGCUCUGCUUUUCAUUCUUCUAAGCUCGUAAUAUAAUCCUCAGAUUUCAAUUACGCUGUUUGUCUCAUCAAUCGACAAUAUCCAUUCGUUCCCCAGUAUACAUUAGUCAAGUACCUCAGAAAACACUAUUAAAUUAUUUUGAUACGGUUUUUAUUGAAUUCCUAUUCCUGCUGCCUUUUAAAAAUCUGUCUAUAUUUGUUAAAUCGUUCCUCUUUUUUUUUUUUUUUUCACACUCGACACUAUGGUUGAAAUUCACCUCAAUAUUUCACCUUCAUCAUUCUGUAACACAUCCACAGUUUUAAGUAACGUACAUGUUUUUUUUUUUUUCUAGUUAGGCACCAUUCUAAGUGUUGCUUAUAAAAGCAGUGAUGAGAUCACAUCUAAAUGGAAACUUUCUGAAGAGAGGUGAAAGAGACUCUCCAUCAAAGACUGCAAUUGAUACAUAUAUAAAAUAUCCGUCAAUAUUUAUAACAGAAAAUAGAACGAAGGGCUUGCAGAAACAUUAUAGUACCCGCGCGAAAUGCUUAGCGGUAUUUCGUCUGCCGUUACGUUCCGAGUUCAAAUUCCGCCAAGGUCGACUUUGCCUUUCAUCCUUUCGAGGUCGAUAAAUUAAGUACCAGUUACGCACUGGGGUCGAUGUAAUCAACUUAAUCCCUUUGUCUGUCCUUGUUUGCCCCCUCUAUGUUUAGCCUCUUGUGGGCAAUAAAGAAAUAAGAAACAUUAUAGUACCCAUGUAAAUACAAUUAUUGUAAUAACUUUCAGCUCUUAAUGUUCUGAUUUCAAAUCCUGCCUGGCACAGGCUUGCUAUCCAUCCCUCUAGGAUUCCAUAAAAUAAAUGACUUGUCAAUAUCAUUCCGUCAAAAAACUGACCUUUCGCCUUCUUCUAAGAGACCAAUAUUUAUCAACCGCAAAAGACUGUUGCUCUAACAUUUGUGAUAAAUCUUUACCCUAAAUGGGAAUGUUGUUAUUAUUUGUUUUUUUCUUUUCUUUUAAGAUUAUGUUGUGUCAAUUUGUAUUUAAUAUUUUAAACUAUAAUUAAUACAAUACAGAAAGUUGUAAGAUAAUUUAAAUAUUGGCAAAGGGUUGUAUUAUGUACACAACAUUAAUUUAACAAUUUUGAUAUGUUACAGCAAAAACAACAAUCAUUUCAAUUGAAACUUUCAUAAUGUUUUUGUUUUUUAAUUUGCGGAGAGACUAGAAGAUACAAACGUUUCGACCUUCGUCUCCCUGAUCGUGUUUUUUUUAGAAUACUCUGAGACAAAGUUUGUGACAUGCUGUCCACUUUGACAUACACCCAUAUUACGCACUCCUCUCUCUCUCUCUCUCUCUCUCGCUCUCUCUCUCGCUCUCUCUCUCGCUCUCUCUCUCUCUCUCACUCUCUCUCUCUCUCUCACACACACACACAUAUACUGACACACACACACAGACACGUGCAUAUAUAUAUUAUAUAUUAUAUUAUUAUAUAUCAUAUAUAUAUAUAUAUAUAUAUAUUUGUGUAAAAAUCAGAACAAAUCAGUGUCAUGGCAAUCACAUUACCCAUCACACCAGCUUUUCUGAGGAGUGUUGGGAUUAGGUUUACUCCUAAAUCUUGUGUGCGACACCUAUAAGUAAGACUGGCUGAAAUGAAU
Messenger RNA from Octopus bimaculoides (California two-spot octopus), 5026 nucleotides. RefSeq lists its product as uncharacterized. Gene Ontology annotation, biological process: regulation of transcription by RNA polymerase II; gliogenesis. Gene Ontology annotation, molecular function: RNA polymerase II cis-regulatory region sequence-specific DNA binding; DNA-binding transcription activator activity, RNA polymerase II-specific. NCBI's taxonomy places the organism in Eukaryota, Metazoa, Mollusca, Cephalopoda, Octopoda, Octopodidae. Gene Ontology annotation, cellular component: nucleus. The record is from RefSeq and is a predicted model, not a curated record.